Symbiodinium natans is the source of this 696-nucleotide messenger RNA. NCBI's taxonomy places the organism in Eukaryota, Dinophyceae, Suessiales, Symbiodiniaceae. The record is from the annotation of a GenBank genome assembly.
AUGGCAAUGAAGUGCAAUGAGUUCUGCUUGGUUACCCGCUCCUUAUCGUCCAGGCUCCAUGUGAUGGCAGGUGUGGAGCUGGGAACCUGGACCUCCGUGCGUAGUCCCAAGAUGUUCGCCUUUGUCAAUCAUGCUUCAAGGCUUCCGGAUAUCGAUGAUAAGAAGGCAGGAAGCCUCUACUCCAAGACUGACUUGCUCAAGGCUGCUAAUGAGUUCUUCAAUGAUGCGCUUCCACGCAUGGGGUUCCAAGAGGACCAUUUUUGGACGAACAUCCGGAUAAUGCUGUGCAUUGCUUGCUGCUCCUUCGGGUGCUACGCGCAGUUUGUUCUGAAAUUUCCAAAGGACCGCUUCAUGAUCGGUGUUUGUGUUGCUGGCUACUUUUUCUUCACUGGCCUGGUGACCCUGAUUGACAUGCUUGUCAUCAAGACCUCAGUUAUUUGCAUCAAAGUCAGUGGGCAAACCGUCUUUGUCGAUGUGACCAUGCAGCCCUUCUCGCAUGAGAUGACAAUUGGUUUGAGGAAUCACGUUGGCUUGAAGAAAGACACGCCCAUCUCUCACAAGACUUCGGUCGGAGAAUACUUCGACAGCGACGGCUACUUGGGACAAGAGGAGAUUCUGGCAGCCUUUAUGAAGCUCGUCAAGCGCUUUGAAAAAGAGCAUGAUGGCAAAGAGGUUGAGAGGAAGAAGGACAAGUGA